Candidula unifasciata is the source of this 188-nucleotide messenger RNA. Lineage: Eukaryota; Metazoa; Mollusca; Gastropoda; Stylommatophora; Geomitridae. The record is from the annotation of a GenBank genome assembly.
UGGUAAACCACGAAGUAAGAAAAGAAAAAGAACAGAUGAAGAUGAAGAAGAAUCCUAUGAGCAGUUGCCAAGACAGUUUCAAACGGACCAGAAGUCACAGCAUAUGAAGAUGAUGCUUCCAAUCAUAGCCAAAGGGAAAGUCAUUAAACAGAUGGUUGAGGCAGAGGCUACAGAUGACAAAGAAGAAG